AUGCCCGAAUAUGAGAAACGCGCUACAUACGAUUUCCAUGCCCCAGAGCCAACACACACAGAUCGCAAUGUCGUUAAACCACCCCCACACCAGAGCUGUGGAUCCCAAUCCGAAUCCCCAGUGCAGGUUCGGGCAUUCCCCUCAUCAGAACACAACAUUGUUCCCAAAUCAUCGGCCGCAAACCCUUCGACAAUCCCACUGCCACCAAUAAAAGCAAAAAGCAUCCAUCCACUUUGUCUCCGCACCCACUAA
Molecule: messenger RNA, 252 nt
Organism: Paracoccidioides lutzii Pb01
Exons: 1
Coding region: 1-252 (83 amino acids)
Source: RefSeq, a predicted model, not a curated record